Molecule: messenger RNA, 1784 nt
Organism: Neoarius graeffei (lesser salmon catfish)
Lineage: Eukaryota; Metazoa; Chordata; Actinopteri; Siluriformes; Ariidae
Exons: 13
Coding region: 225-1487 (420 amino acids)
Biological process (GO): microtubule cytoskeleton organization; mitotic cell cycle
Cellular component (GO): microtubule; cytoplasm
Molecular function (GO): GTP binding; structural constituent of cytoskeleton
Source: RefSeq, a predicted model, not a curated record
UUAGAGUACUUUUAGUACGCUGUGUUAGGACACAUCAGUCAUGUAGGUGUUUUUGUUUGUUUUAUCCUUUAGAGUACUUUCAGUAUGCUGUGUUAGGACACGUCAGAGUACUCUUAGUAUGCUGUGUUAGGACACAUCAGCCAUAGUACUUUCAGUACGCUGUAUUACGACACAUCAAUCAUCUAAUAUUAAGGCGUCAGAGAUUUCCUCAUGUCUUCAAAAGCAUGUCUGCUGUAGUGCUGCAAGUUGGACAGUGUGGAAACCAGUUGGGCCUGGACUGGUGGAAGCUCAUCACUAAAACAUCAAAUCAGCACAAGAAAAGAUGUCCAUUCAGCUCUAGAAAUGGAGACCUUGCAGCUGUGUGUGUUGACACUGAGCCCAAAGUCCUCAGAAAAGCUUCUGUGUUUGUCAAAAAUAAGGAAAUCCGUCCAUCCAACAUUAUUGAAGGGAAAGGAGGACGUGGAGGAAAUUGGGCAUAUGGUUACUAUGGAGGCCGAGGUGAGGGUGAGAACGGCUUACUCCAACACACAAUGGAGGCAGUGCGUCGAGAGGCGGAGAGACAAGAUUACUAUGGUGGAACUAUUGUCUUGCACAGUCUGAGUGGAGGCACAGGGUCUGGUCUUGGUUCACGGCUGUGUGAGGAAAUUCGUGAAGAGUUUCCUGUGGGUCACAUCCUGACUGUGUCCAUAGUCCCUCAUAAAAGCGGCGAGAGCCCGCUCCAGCACUACAACACUUUACUGAGUCUAGCAUCGCUACACAGGUCGGCCGACGGCAUACUUCUGUUUCAUAAUGACCAUGUGUUAAGUCGCGCUGGAUUUCAACAGAAAUCACAUGCAGGGUUUGGAGCUGUCUCCUGUGGUUUUCCACAAAACACACUCUCAGCAAUGAAUGCACACAUCACCUCAUGCAUGGCUGGACUCCUGCUGCCAGUGAAGACUCUUACUACACACAGUGAACAGAGAUUGGGGAUGGAGCCGUGGGAGUUGGUGAGGUCUGUGUGCCCCAUUCCUACAGCCAAACUACUCUACACCACUCAGGCUUCUGCUAGUGAGAUGUCACACUGGGACACUUUAGUCAGUGAAACACUUCAGAAUCUACCUCAGCUUUCACCUGAUGGAAAACCUUAUUCCAGUCGUGCUGUGCUGGCAGUUGCACGUGGCAACCAGGACAACUCAUUUAUCACUUCAAAUGUCCUGCAGAAGUUGCGACAAGCACAUAGGUGUGUCCAGUGGAACCCUUUUCCUGUUGACCACUGGACUGAUCCCCGAAACGAGGCUAAUAUCUCCUUGUCCGCCCGCAUGCUCACUGUAUGUUCCAACCACAGCAGUGCCACAAGGUUAUUAGGCCAUGUAGUUCAACGUGCCACAGAAAUGUUAAGUGCACAAGCAUAUCUACACUGGUACGAACGUUAUGGAAUAGAGGGAGAAGAAUUCCAGCGGGCAAUAGAUACGCUUUCUGGUCUCAUUGAAGAGUAUGAGUCUCAGUGAUGCUUAGAAUCGUCACUGACUCGUGAAUCCACGAAUGUAACGUGUAUGACAUUUGUCGUGGAUAGUGUCUAAUGCCCAAUUGUGUAUUUGGGUUUUAAAAUGUCUUUACCUGCGAGCAUUUUUAAAGUUCAAGGGCACAAAAAUAUCUCUAGCUGCAUCUGCUGUGGGGGGGGAACUCGUGUAAUUUUUGUAACACCUGGUCUGGCUUUUAUUGUUGAAACCGUACACAACACACAAUUUACAAACUGAAUAAACACAGAAAAGAUAAAAGAAAAUAAAGAUCUUCUUAGAAUCAAA